Pelobates cultripes (western spadefoot toad) is the source of this 504-nucleotide messenger RNA. NCBI's taxonomy places the organism in Eukaryota, Metazoa, Chordata, Amphibia, Anura, Pelobatidae. The record is from the annotation of a GenBank genome assembly.
AUGCAGUGCUUAGAGGAGGAUCACUGGCAGCAGCCUGAUAUGCAGUACUCAGAGGAGGAUCACUGGCAGCAGCCCGAUAUGCAGUGCUCAGAGGAGGAUCCCUGGCAGCAGCCUGAUAUGCAGUGCUUAGAGGAGGAUCGCUGGCAGCAGCCUGAUAUGCAGUGCUUAGAGGAGGAUCACUGGCAGCAGCCUGAUAUGCAGUGCUUAGAGGAGGAUCACUGGCAGCAGCCUGAUAUGCAGUGCUUAGAGGAAGAUCGCUGGCAGCAGGCUGAUAUGCAGUGCUUAGAGGAAGAUCACUGGCAGCAGAUUGAUAUGCAGUGCUUAGAGGAGGAUCACAAGCAGCAGCCUGAUAUGCAGUGCUUAGAGGAGGAUCACUGGCAGCAGCCUGAUAUGCAGUGCUUAGAGGAGGAUCCCUGGCAGCAGCCUGAUAUGCAGUACUCAGAGGAGGAUCACUGGCAGCAGCCCGAUAUGCAGUGCUCAGAGGAGGAUCCUGCAGCAGCCUGA